Molecule: messenger RNA, 1325 nt
Organism: Larimichthys crocea (large yellow croaker)
Lineage: Eukaryota; Metazoa; Chordata; Actinopteri; Sciaenidae
Gene: coq5
Product: coenzyme Q5, methyltransferase
Exons: 7
Coding region: 43-1026 (327 amino acids)
Biological process (GO): ubiquinone biosynthetic process
Molecular function (GO): 2-methoxy-6-polyprenyl-1,4-benzoquinol methyltransferase activity
Source: RefSeq, a predicted model, not a curated record
AUGACGUGAGGUCUGUCGCGCAUUUAUACAUAGUCAGGCAACAUGUCUGCGUCCAUGCGCCUGCUGGUCCGGAGGGCGAUCCGCCUUUCUGACACAAACAUCCAGAUCUCAGCUGCUGCUCGGGCUGCGGCUCGGGCUGCGGCUCGGUCGUCGUCCUGUCGGUGUUUCAGCGAUGCAGCCGAAGACAGAAGUACACAUUUUGGGUUUGAAACGGUGCCAGAGACCGAGAAGGCGAAGAGAGUGUAUAAGGUGUUUGAGAAUGUGGCACAGAGGUAUGACAUUAUGAACGAUGCCAUGAGUCUGGGGAUUCAUCGAGUGUGGAAGGACAUGCUGCUGCAUGCCAUGCACCCACAGCCUGGGGUGCGACUCCUGGAUGUCGCAGGUGGAACAGGUGACAUUUCCUUCCGUUUUCUGGAGUACGUCCGUUCUCAGCAAGAGCGGCAGAAGCGGCGGGCUGCACGGUCCAUGCAGACGCCGUCAUGGCAGGACAUUUCCAACAACUACUCCACAGAGGACGAAGACGGGCCCCUGGAAUCCAGGGCUGUUGUCUGUGACAUCAACAAAGAGAUGCUGAAAGUGGGCAAGCAGAAAGCAGACAGCAUGGGCAUCAGCACCGGUCUGUCGUGGGUGGUGGGGGAUGCAGAGGAGCUGCCCUUUGAUGAUGACCAGUUUGAUAUUUAUACCAUCGCCUUUGGCAUUCGAAAUGUCACCCAUAUAGAUCAGGCAUUGCAGGAGGCUCUGCGGGUUCUGAAGCCUGGUGGCAGGUUCAUGUGCUUAGAGUUCAGCAAAGUGACAAAUCCUGUGUUGGCAAGGCUUUAUGAUGCAUACAGUUUCCAGAUGAUACCAGUUUUAGGAGAGGUUAUUGCUGGAGACUGGAAAUCAUAUCAGUAUUUGGUAGAAAGCAUCCGCAAGUUUCCGGACCAGGAAGAGUUUACAGGAAUGAUUGAAGAUGCUGGUUUCUACUGUGUGCAGUACCGAAACCUCACUGGCGGAGUUGUCGCUCUUCACUCUGGUUUCAAGCUGUGAAAUGCACUUCUAACACCUUGUAUAGAAAAAAAGAGACUGGCUGUGUUUCAGACAUUUCUGCAUGUACGGAGCUCUUAUUUUAGAGCUCUCUGCAGAUGUCACAGUGUUCAGAGGAUAUAUUUAUUGACUUCUUUUUCCUGUUAAUUAUACCAAUAUUAGUGUGAAGAAUGCCACACUAAAAAUCUAAAUGUCACUAUCUGUGGUAUCAGUCUGACAACAACUAGUGAAAACAGUCUGUUUGGAAUAUUUUUGUAGCACCUGCAUUUUGACAAUGAAAUAAUAAAACUUGUAUAGGCUCA